Messenger RNA from Priapulus caudatus, 5750 nucleotides. RefSeq lists its product as uncharacterized. Gene Ontology annotation, biological process: DNA integration. Gene Ontology annotation, molecular function: nucleic acid binding; zinc ion binding. NCBI's taxonomy places the organism in Eukaryota, Metazoa, Priapulida, Priapulimorpha, Priapulimorphida, Priapulidae. The record is from RefSeq and is a predicted model, not a curated record.
AGAUCACCCAGAGCAUGGGGGUCAUAGAUCUGCUGACAAAGGAUAUAAAAAAUCUAUACCAAGUAAAGGAAAGAAUAGAAACAUUCCAAAGGCAACUAACUAGGUUUGAAGAAGCAAACGCACUAUAUGUGAGUUUCCUGUCAUCUGAAGCAGAUCAAACUGAAGCGGAAUUAUAUCGAGCAAAUGUUGUGGAUCAAGCAUCAAGCUACCUGGGCACAAUCUAUGCUUGGAUUGUGGAGAUUGAAGACGAUGAACCCACAGUAGGUUAUUCGGAGUCUGGAGCCCUGGAGCUGGAUAAUUCCCCUUCACCACGACAUAGUAGGUCAACCACUGAAGCUAAAAAUGAGUCCUUGCAGCAGGAGAUUAUUGCGCUGCGCAAACAACAGGGCUUAGAAAUGGAAAAACACAACCUACUAAUGGAAAUUGAUCAGCAAGCGUAUGAGUUGGAAAGAACGAAAGGACGACUUGAGAUCGAGAGGCAGAGAGGACGGUUACGCCUGAUUAGCGAGAGGCAGGAAUUGCAGGCUAAACUGCAGCUUCAUAGCAAACCCUUGGAGGACAAUCCACAGUUUGAAGGCACAGGUCUCACCAUGCCAACGCGGCAAAACCCAAUGCAUAAACCGAGACAGCCCGAGAUUGAUGGGAAAUCGCUCUAUACUGAAAGCACACCACGCGCAGACCAUGAUAAGCCUCCUAGGUUAUCCUGGGAGUCAUCACAUAUUAACAUGGAGACGCAAGCCACCUCCGCCUUGGCAGAAGUACUACACCAGGUACUAAAUGAAUCAAGAUCCCAACAACAAUCGUUGGUUGACACCUUACAGCUGCCACGAAGCGAAUUACAGACCUUUGAUGGAAACCCGUUGGAUUAUUGGCCAUUCAUUAGAGCAUUCAAACACACUGUGGACAAUAAGUCGGCUGACCCUGGAACAAAAUUAACCUGUUUGAUGCAGUACUGCAGGGGGCGUGCUAAGAGUCUACUCCAAUGCUGCCUAGUUAAAGAACCCGCAGAUGGUUAUAGACUUGCAUUGCAUCUCCUGGAGGAGAGGUUUGGCAAUAACUUUGUCAUCGCCCAAGAAUGGAUAAAGAAAAUCAUAAGUCGACCUAAUGUGAAAGGCACUGUUGCUCUGAGAGAGUUUGCAGAUGACUUGAGAUGCUGUCAAGAGACCCUGGAGACAAUGGGUUAUGCAGCUGAGAUGGACAACUCCCACAGCAUGCUGGCAAUUGUAGAAAAGCUACCAUAUCAUCUGCAGACUCGAUGGCUUAGAGAGAACCACAACAUAAAGGUCAGAAAAAUCCGAAAUGCACAGUUGAGUGAUCUGGUGAAGUUUACUGGUUUGGCUGCUGAUGAAGCAUCCGACCCCGUGUUUGGAAAGGUAAUCUUCAAAGACAUCAAGCCGGAAAAUGGUAGGCUUAGCAAACCCAAGGGAGACAAGAGGCGAGCUGGCAGCUUUGCUAUACAGGCAUCACCAGCGCCCAAAUCCAACUUUGAACCUGGUAAAACAAGAAGUGUUGAACCUUGUUUGCACUGUGGACAAGCCCAUUACUUGACACAAUGUAUGACGUUUAAAUCGCUCAGGAUAAAGGACCGACGGGCCUUCAUUCUAUCCAAGGGUCUGUGUGUAAACUGUUUUAGACCCGGACACUACGGCAGAGAUUGCCCUCGACCAUUUACUUGUGCUGUGGAGGGCUGUGGUCAAAAACACAGUAAGUUCCUUCACAUUCCGGCGAGAAGACCUGACUCUGAUGAGGGAGGGACACCUGUUCGAACCUACAACCCAAACACAUCACAGAACUUGCCAUUAACACCAGCCAUUCCUGCUCAGAUGUCAGUGGCACCCCCCAGGAACCAAGUCAGCAACUUUGUCCGAGCCCAAGGAGGCAAGUUAGCCCUGCCUAUUGUACCUGCAAGAGUCCGGUGUCUGGACUCUAACCGCUAUGUAGACACCUAUGCCAUGCUGGAUCCUGGGACAAAUGCCACAUACUGUACAGAGGCUCUGUGCAAUAGUGUUGGGGCAAAGGGAGCUGUUCGUCACUUGGAACUCACAACCAUUGCACAGGCAAGAGUACAAAUGGACUCCACUGUCAUAACCUUAUUAGUCUCAGACCUGAAUGAGACUGAAUCACCAAGAUGUAUACCCGAGGUGACAGUUAGGCCGACGCUGAAUAUCGACCUUUCGAGCCUAAGCAGCCAAGUCGACCUUGAACGCUGGCCACAUCUUCGAAACCUGGAUAUACCUGAGCUUGAUGUAGACCAGGUACACCUACUGAUUGGGCAGGAUUGCUCAGAUCUUCUAAUGCCUGAAGAAGUGAAAAAGGGCAGAUCUGGGGAACCUUUCGCGAUUCGCACGCCAUUGGGGUGGGUGAUAAAUGGUCCUGUUGACCCAUUUGGUCCAACCAUCAGAUCAUCUCACUUUAUACAAGAGCGGACAUCACUGGAGAAAGACCUGGAUAGUCUUUGGGCCCUCGAGGAUGCGAACUCUGAAGAGCCCGGGAUGUCGAUCAGUGAUCGCAAGGCUUUGCAGAUUUGGGAUGAAUCCAAACUGGUAGUGGAUGGACAUUAUACCAUGGAUAUACCGUUCAAAGCCAAGGAGCCUAACUUGGCAGACAACCAAGCAAUGGCUGAACGUCGGCUUCAUUCGCUGGGAAAGCGCCUCGACAGAGACAAUGUCUUGAAAACUAAAUAUGUUUUUGAAAUGAACCAGCUGUUGAAAAGGGGUUAUGCCGAACCAGUCCCACAGGAAGAUAUGCACCGAGGUGAUGGCAAGGUCUGGUACUUGCCACACCAUCCUAUUCUGAACCCAAAGAAACCUGACAAGUGCCGAAUCGUCUUUGACUGUGCUGCGAGGCACAAUGGGACAUCACUAAAUGACAUAGUACAUCAAGGGCCUGACCUAGCCAAUAGACUAAUAGGAGUGUUGCUGCGCUUUAGACAAGGUCCUAUUGCUUUUAUGGCUGACAUAGAGGGAAUGUUCCACCAGGUCAAGGUGACACCAAAGGACCGAGAUGUCUUACGUUUCCUCUGGUGGGAAAAUGAUGACACUAAAGGGAGAAGCACUGCUCUUAGAAUGACCUCGCACUUGUUUGGAGGUGUAUGGAGUCCAAGCUGUGCAAAUUAUGCCCUCAGAAUGAUAGUGCAGGACCACAACGAGAUAUACCACGCGAUGACGCUCGACACCAUACUGAAGAAUUUCUAUGUGGACGAUUGUCUGAAGUCUGUGGAUGACUUGGAUGUUGCUAUAACACUUGCAAGGGAAGUCAAGGAUCUACUAGCCAAGAGAGGUUUCCACCUUACGAAGUGGAUUUCGAACUCAUCAGAGCUGAUGCAGACUAUAACUAAGGAGGAUUGGGGAAAGGCCUUGGUCACGCAAGAUGUCAGCUUCGAGAAAGCACCUACCGAAAGGGCACUUGGAAUGUUAUGGCAUAUUGAACCUGACUGCUUUGGAUUCAAUGUACAAAUUGAGAACAAGCCUGUGACUAAGAGAGGUGUGCUUAGCACUCUCAGCACCAUAUUUGAUCCAUUGGGAUAUGUCAGCCCCUUCGUGCUGAAGGCAAGGAUGUUGUUUCAACACUUAUGUCGACUGCAGAAAGGUUGGGAUGACCCAUUGCCUAGAGACCUGGAAGACCAGUGGGGCCGGUGGCUGGCCCAGCUACCAGCUGUAAUGGGUUUUAAAAUUCCCAGAUGUGUAAAACCAGCAGGAAAGACUGUAAGGACAGCCCAACUGCACCACUUUUCUGAUGCGUCAGAAUGUGCUUACGGAGCCGUCUCUUAUCUUCGUUUGGUCAGUGAAGAUGAUGAAAUUCAUGUCAACAUUGUAAUGGCCAAGGCACGUCUUGCGCCGUUGAAGGGCUCCACGAUACCUCGUCUUGAACUCGCCGGUGCCAUGGAAGCCAUGAAAUUAGACAAGCUCGUUCAUCAGGAGCUAGAGUUUGCACUUGAAGAGUCCGUCUUUUGGACAGACAGCACCAUUGUUCUUUGGUACCUGCAAAAUGAAGGGAAGCGAUUCCAGACAUAUGUUGCCAAUAGGGUGGCAAAGAUACUGGAUCACACCAAACCUAUACAAUGGAGACACGUUCCCACAGCUCAAAAUCCCGGAGAUGAUGCCUCCCGUGGAAUGACUGCACAAGACCUGGUUGAAAAUAAACGCUGGACAAAAGGACCAGAUUUCCUGCAGAUGGAUGAGACACACUGGCCGAACCAGCCAGCAUUCAAAUGUGCUGAGCUAGCGCAGGCUGCUGAAUUGAAGAAGACCCCUAUGGUAAAUUCUGCCAAGAUUGCGCCAGACUCGACCAACACCCUCUUGAAGUACUACUCCUCCUGGUUCAAGUUGAAGAAAGCGGUAUCUUGGGUACUUCGGCUUAAACAAAUACUACAAGGGAAACCACCAGCUACCGGACGAAUUAAGCCUGAAGAGUUGCAAGGCUCGGAAUUAGCCAUAAUCAAAUAUGUACAAAGCACUCUACUGGAUGCGGACUCGAAAUCUCAGAUGAGUAAGUUGAGGCCCGUAAAGUCUGCCACAGGAUUACUACGGGUAGGGGGCAGGCUUACCCGGUCAGAACUAUGUCAUGUCUCGAAGCACCAACUGAUCUUGCCUUAUACACACCAAAUAUCACGACUAAUCAUCGAGGAUUGCCACAUCCGCACCGGUCAUGCUGGUGUGGAACGUGUGCUAGCGGAAACUCGUCGUCGGUAUUGGAUACUAAAAGGGAGAAAGCUUGUCAAGAGUGUUCUUUCCCACUGCAUUGCAUGUAAGAAGUCCCGAGGUAAAACAGAGGUACAGCUCAUGGCAGACCUCCCUAAGGCGAGAGUAACACCCCACGAACCACCAUUCACAUGGGUAGGAGUAGAUUACUUUGGCCCAUUCAGUGUCAAGAGAGGGAGGUCGGAAGUAAAACGAUACGGUUGCAUAUUUACCUGUUUGUCAAUCAGAGCUGUGCACAUUGAGGUCGCUCACUCACUAGACACAGACAGUUUCAUCAAUGCACUAGAAAGAUUCAUAGCAAGAAGAGGUGAGCCAAAGGAAAUUCGUUCGGACAAUGGAACCAACUUUGUUGGCGCACAAGCAGAACUCCGUAGGGCCAUACAGCAAUGGAACCAAGAUCAGAUACAUGAGUAUCUUCUGAAGCAUGAAAUUAGCUGGAUCUACAAUCCCCCUGGAGCCUCCCAUAUGGGAGGAGUCUGGGAAAGGCUCAUUCGCACUGUACGCUCCGUGUUGACAGGAGUCAUGAAACAACAAAUUCUUGAUGAUGAAGGUCUUGUAACCUUACUGACUGUAGUGGAAGGCAUCGUAAACAACAGACCCAUCACUAAGCUAUCAGAUGAUCCUAGAGAUGACAAACCCCUCACGCCAAGUCACCUGUUGAUGCUUCGCUCAGGACCUUCUUUACCUCCUGGACAGUUUGAAAGUAAAGAUCUAUAUCGUCGGCGCUGGAGACAGGUGCAGUACCUGGCAAAUGUAUUUUGGAGGCGCUGGAUUCAGGAGUAUUUACCUGCCUUGCAAGAGUAUUUACCUGCCUUGCAAGUGCGCCAAAAAUGGCUGAAACCAAAAUGCAACUUAAAGAAAGGUGAUUUGGUGAUUGUGAGCCAGGACAACACUCCUCGCAACCAGUGGCCAUUGGGCCUGAUCAUCGAUGCUCACCUUGGAGCUGACGGACUAGUGCGCGCAGUUGAAGUGAGGACUGCCUCUGGCACCUAUGAAAGGCCAAUAUCCAAGAUUUGUUUGUUGGAAGGCUCUGCUACAGAGCAGCAGUGA